Messenger RNA from Alosa sapidissima (American shad), 3039 nucleotides. RefSeq lists its product as uncharacterized. The record is from RefSeq and is a predicted model, not a curated record. Gene Ontology annotation, molecular function: peptidyl-prolyl cis-trans isomerase activity; protein binding. Lineage: Eukaryota; Metazoa; Chordata; Actinopteri; Clupeiformes; Clupeidae. The transcript has 8 exons. The coding region runs from base 385 to 2928 and encodes 847 amino acids.
UUAGCUCACGCAGAUUAAAGUGGCCGCCAUCAACCUGGCUAAUCCAGCCAUCUGUCAGAGAGCAGGAGGGAUGCACCUGCCCCACAGGACAACUUGGGUUCUGUCGUAACCAGAGGACCGAUCCUACCACACACACAGACGCCCUGCACAGUCAGCAGACACACAUACAGAACACGCAGAGUCAUUAACACUAACGGGAGAAAGACAUAUUUUAGCGGGUUUUUUUUGUUGUUGAAAAGAAGUCAAAGAGGGAUUUAAGACUGAGCGAGCCAGGGCGGACUCACUCAGCUACACGCAUACACACACACACACACACACACAGCUGAGCUACAACUUUACAGAAGCUACUGCUUGGCUGCAGCGUUCCUCCUCCCAAAGCAGGACAUGGAGGAGACCUACAUGCUCAGACACCAUGGGGUGAAGAAGAAGAUCCUGAGUGGGGGAACGGGCCGCAUGCCUAAUUUCCCUCCUGGAACUAAGUUGGUGUUUCACUUCCAAACACUGCUGGAUAACUUUGAGAGGACGGUGAUUGAUGACAGUCGCAAGGCCAAACGUCCUAUGGAGAUCUUCGUGGGGAAGAUGUUCAAAAUGGAAGUGUGGGAGGAGCUGCUCAAGUCCAUGCGCAUCGGAGAGGUGGCCGAGUUUUGGUGCGACGCCGUUCACACAGGCUUGUACCCCAUUGUGUCCAAGGGCAUGCGCAUGAUUGCCCAGGGCAAAGACCCACUGGAGGGACAGAAGCACAUGUGUGGUAUGGGCAACAUGUUCAGUUACCACUCCACCGGCUACCCGGAGUUGGAUGAGCUGAUGAGAGAACCCCAGCCACUGAUCUUCAUCAUGGAGCUCAUCUCGGUGGGUGACCCGAUGUCGUACGAGCGGGAGUCCUGGAUGAUGGAGAAGGACGAUAAACUCAAGGCGGUGCCCUUGCUACACGCACAAGGCAACAGCCUGGUCAAGCAGGGGAGCUACCGCGAGGCCGCCAAGCGCUACCAGGAGGCGGUGGUGAUGAUGCGCGCUGCUCAGUCCAGGGAGAUGCCUGGGCAUGAAGACUACAUCAACCUGGGCAGACUCAUCAUCCCCCUGGUGCUCAACUACUGCCAGUGCAUGCUGGAGCUGGAGGAGUACUAUGAGGUGAUCGAGCACACCACCGAGCUGCUGGAGAAGCACAAAGACUGUGUGAAGGCCUACUACAAACGGGCCAAGGCCCACGCGGCCGUGUGGAACGAGAAGGAGGCACGGCGGGACUUCCGGAUGGUGGCCGAGCUGGACAUCACGCUGGCCCGCCUGGUGCACCGCGAGCUGCAGAACCUCUCGGAGACGAUGAAGGAGAAGUACUGGGAGGAGAAGGAGCAGUACUGGAACAAGCUGGAGAAGAGGAACGAAGGGAUGGGGAAGAAAGGCGAGGAGGACGAAGAGAGGAAUGGAAAGGUGGAGAAAGAGGGGGAGGAAGAGGAGGAGGAGACGAGUCUGACAGGGGUGGUGAAGAUGAAGCAGAUCGACGUGGACAGCUUGAAAAUCGAGGCCCAGGAGCCCGGGCACAAAGUGGACAAAGCCAAGGAGGUUGCAGAGGAGCCAGCCACCAAUGAGAAGCCAGCCACAGGUCUGGACGGUAAGACGGGUACCAAUGAGAGCGCACCGGCGGCGUUAGAGGAGAAGGAUUGGCAGGAGAUGCUGAGGCUCACCAUGCACCUGCAGAAGGAGGGGAACUUCCACAUGGAGGAGAAGCACCAUGACGAGGCUGCAGCCAAGUUCACAGAGGCUCUGCAGUAUGUGAAUUACCUUCAGACCAAGAGGGUGGCGUAUAAAGGGGAGGACUGGGAGUCUCUGGAGAAGGUGCGCGUGCCGCUCAUGCUCAACCUCAGCCAGUGUCGGCUGGAGCUGCAUGAGUACCAGCAAGUGGUGGAGCUCACCAGCUGCCUGCUCAAGAGACACAAAGGUAGCAUGCGGGCGCUGUACCAGCGGGCGCGUGCCCACGCGGCACUGUACCAUCUGGAGGACGCCAGGAGCGACCUGCUCAAGAUCCAGAAGCGCCACCCCCAGUUCAAGCCCAUUGUCCGGCUUGAGAUGAAGAAGCUCGGGGAGAACGUCCGCGCCAAGAGCGUCAAGGAGAAGAAGAACUACUGGUCCACCCUCGAGGACAAGUACGGCAAGGGUGAAAAGGCGCAGGUGCCCGGCAAGAAGGCGGGGAAGAAGAAGAAGGCGGUCAAGUGGACGGACCAGGCGGCGAAGAAGGACGGAGCGACAUUAGAGGAGAUCAAGGAGGGGCCGAAGGAGGGGAGCAGCACCGAGAUAAAAGACGGGAACGAAGGGGCUGCUGGCAAAAUGGUGGCGGCUGUAGCAUUGGAGGCAGCAGCGGUGGAGGCGGAGGUGGCAGCAGCGGCGGGGUCCGAUCACACACCCAUAAAGCAGGACAAAGCCCCAGGCGCAGCCGGCGCAGGGGAAGAUAAAGCCAACAAAACCCCCAGAUCAGGAGAGGAUAAAACGGCCGAGGGAGCCCCAUUAGCUGCCGCCUCGGCAGCCAGCCACAUCUUCAAAGGGACCAAUGAGAUCAAAGCGCCGGCCGAGAUUAAGGGGGAAUCGGCCAAUGAGCAUUCCCCAGACGUAGCCGACGGUACGGUUCAAACGCAGCCCGCUAACGAGACAGCACCAGAGCCGGCGCCAGAUACCGGGGUCGGGAGCUCUGGGAAGGCAGGAGCCGCGGAGACGGACAGGUUAGCAGGCCAGACAGACACCGCAGGCGAGAAAGCGAAGGAUGGCGGCACGGGGGCUAAACAGGGAGCGAAGAAGAAGGCGACGACACCGCAGACCCCUGACGCGAAAGGGCCGCCCAAGGGAGCAGCCUGUGGGAAACCCAAACCCACGACCCCGGCUGGAAGGGGCAACAAACCCCCCACGCACGCCCCCAAACAGAAAAACAAGAAAAAGAAAUGAGAGACUUGAGACACACGCACUCUUUAGUCACAGUAACCACAAGGCAUUUGUGUAUAACAAAUACAAAUUUAUUUAUUUCUCUGUACACAAUGAGUAGAAAGCAGCCAGUAA